This is a messenger RNA of Closterium sp. NIES-65, 879 nucleotides long. The record is from the annotation of a GenBank genome assembly. NCBI's taxonomy places the organism in Eukaryota, Viridiplantae, Streptophyta, Zygnematophyceae, Desmidiales, Closteriaceae.
AUGACUCAGAUGGGACAUUCCAAGGCCGCAGCAGCCGCGUUGAUCGCCGUCUCCAUCCUCCUCGCGACCGUCAGCAUGUCGAUGGGAGCAGAUGCGGCUGCAGCAGCCAGCGACGUGGUUCCUGCGGAGGUGCGGGUGGGAACGGUGGUGCUCGUGGGCUCGCUCGCUCAACCCGAGCCCGUCUACUUCGACUAUAACCGCUGUGUGCCCGUGCCUGAGAUCGCCAAGGGGGCGAGCAGCGGCGGUGGUGGUAUGGCGGAUGUGCUGGUGUGGUGGGACGUGUUUUCGGAGCGCACUAUGUGCAACGCGGUGCAGCUGUUCGCGUCGCCUGACUGCUCGGGGGCACCCACGGCAAAGUACCAAAAUACGUGGUAUAUGAGUGCGCUCAAGAUGGGCGCAUCAGUGAAGUCCAUCCGCUGCGUUCUCGACAACAUCUGUCGGAAGGCCAAGUGUCCGAAGAACUCCACGUGCAUCAGGACAAAGGACAGCCAGGAGUCCUCUCUUUUCAAAUGCAUCCCCGCAUUACCGUCCUCUGCUGCUUACCGUCAUAUCCCGUUCCACCCGCCUUUUCCCUUGUGCCCCUGUCUUCCCUUCCUCUCCCGCUCCUGUCCCCCUUAUCCCGCUCCUCUCCCCCUUAUCCCGCUCCUUUCCCCCCCUCUCCCGCUCCUCUCCCCCCCCUCUCCCGCUCCUUUCCCCCCCUCUCCCGCUCCUUUCCCCCCCUCUCCCGCUCCUUUCCCCCCCUCUCCCGCUCCUUUCCCCCCCCUCUCCCGCUCCUUUCCCCCCCCCUCUCCCACUCCUUUCCCCCUUAUCCCGCUCCUUUCCCGUUCCAUCCGCCUUCUCCCUUUUGUCCCGUCUCCCCUUCCCCUCUCCCACUUCUAA